GGGUCUAGAGCAUUGCUUGAUGAUACAAAAAUGUAUAAUAUUUGGAACUUAUUUCUCGUGACGGAGUUGCGUUGUGGGUUGGUCUGGUUAAAAGCAGCACCAAUAAUUGUAGUAAAAGUAGCUCCUGUAUGUUUUUCAAUGUAAAUUAAUCUCAAUGUUAUUUUUUAUUGUAGAUUAAACUUCUUUUGCGUAAAUUUGAUACAUCAAACAUUAAAACAAUAUAUCGAAGGUAUAUUCGGAAUAGUUUGGUUAACUCUGAAUACAGUUUGUCCACCAAGGUCAAGGUUAGUUUGGAAUAUUUUUCGCGCCAGAUUUAUUAUGUUAGGAAUAUUUUCAUCGGCUGCCGGUUUUAACCUUAGAGGUUUUCACUCAGCAGAUCAGGUCGUUUAAAAAACCUGAAAAUACUGAUGCCUGGGAUAAUACCAAUGGAGGGUGGCAGUAAGGUAGAAAAAGAGGAAGGAGGAGGCCUUGCAGCAAAUCAGGACAUAACCCCCAGCCGGAAAAUUGCAACUAUCACAGAUUUCUUCAAGAAACCUUUAAAAUCUCAACCAGUAAUAGAGAAUAAAUCAACAUUGCUUGGUUACUUCAACAAGCUAUCCUCACCACCUUGUAAUGGGGGUUUAAAGAGCAAAGAGAGUGUAAGUCAAAGUGCUGGUGGAAUGGUUACAGCUGCUCCAUUAGACAAACCUGAUAAAGAAUCCACCAUGACCAAAAAUGAGGAUGUAGAUUCUUCUGAAUUGAAAGUUGAUAAACAGACAGGCAAGACUAGAUCAAAGAAACUUGCUAAAGCUGUAAAUGGAAAUCAAAAGAACCCUUCAAUAUCAGGUACAAUAGUAUCCGAGAAGGAUGCUCAGCAAGCAAGUGCAUUAGUAAAUGAUAUUUCAGAUGGAGAUGAUGGAUCCCAUCUGACAGUACAUGGAAAGAAGACAAAGAGAAAGAAAGAUUGCAUAACUAAGAAAAUUGAAAAAAAUGACUUGCCUUUUGAUGAUGAUAAAUCCAAAAUAUGCCAGAAGUCUUCAGCUGAAGAACUGACGGAGGUAACUAAGACUGCGUCCAAAGAGGACGUUUGUGAAAUUUCAUACCAGGAUUUUUUGAGCAUGAAUUGUGAUGAUGUAGACUCAAAAGAGAAGAGCAGUCUAGUACUGAACGAGAAUGACAGUGUUAUUGAUGCAGGAGAUUGUGAUAUGGAUUCUGAAAAUGAAAAAGCCAUGGAAGAGGAUGGUUUUAAUUCCUCUCGUUCCCUUUACAUGGAGAUCUCUUAUCAGGAGUUUCUUAAGGAUAAUUCUGUAGAAAGUGCUUCAGGCUCUCCCAUUGAAAGUAAAGAGCAAAAACCACCAUCCAAUGCAGGAGAAGAGGAAACAAAAAACGAAAGUCCGUGUGGUGAUGAAGAGAACAUUAUGGACAGGGGGACAUCUGAAAAGAAACCUCAGCUGGGGAUAGGGAGGUUUUUUAAGAAAACAGGGGAAGGAUCACAGUCCUUUGAAAAGAAGACCAUACACAAACAACUAACUAUAACCGCUGAUGUGCAUUCUUCUGUAUCUCUAUCAAGUAUCAAAAAAGAAAAGAAAAAGAAAACAAAACCCUCAGAAACUAGUGAAUGUAGUGAAAAAAGUGAUGGUUCCAGUCCAAGAAGUGGAAAAAGAAGAUCAAAUGUAAUCGCUGAAGAAAAUGAUCUCGAUUUAGAAAUCAUUCAACUUGGCACCUAUGAUAUUGCCUUGGACAAAAAGGCACGAAACAUUCCUGUUGAUGAAAAUAAAGCUACCAGAGACCAAAAAGAUGUGGCUUGUAUGCCUAAUGAUUCCAGUAAAAACAUAUUACAAGGAGAAAGCCAUGACUCGAGUGAAAGCCAAGUAAAACAGAUUAGCGAAAGUGCCAAAGCUUUCCUGAGUUCCAAGUCUACAGCACCAGUCAGUCAAAAAUCCACUCAAGCUACCAUUAUGUUCACAGCUAAGGGAUUUCAGAUGGGAGUCGUAAAACCAACAAAGGAAGAGACUGCAGAGAAUGAUGUCAAGAAGAAUUGCACUGAAAAUAAUGAUUCCCAAGACAAAGUUAAAAGAAAUAGUAAAGAAACCUCUUCCACCAAAAAAGGUAAAAAAUCUAAAUCAGCAACUCCACAAGAGGAGGAAGAGGUUUUGCUCAUGACACCACUAAAGACAAAUGAAUCUACGAAGAAUGAGAAGUCCAUUUAUGUGAAUAGUGAGGAUUCGAAUGCCACACCCUUAAAAAGAAGGGAAACUGGAAAAAGAAAGCAUGAUGUUCAGAUCUCAGCAACUGUCAGAAUGGGAAGCUCACAGAAAAAGAAAAAAAUUGGCGAUGACAUUGUGGUUGCAACACCUCCGAAGAUUGUGAAGAAAAUGCACAAUAUGACAGGGAAUAAAUCUGUGGAUGUUAUGACAACACAUGAUAUAGGCAUGUCGGUAGAUGAAGAUUCACAUGACUCUACCCCAAGGAAAACUCCAUUGCGACAGACAAAGAGCAGUUUAAAACCAGACUCCACCAAGAAAAAGGCAUUAAAAAGUGUUUUCAAGGCAAAAAUGAAUAAGAAAAAAGAUGGUGGCCUGAAAAUGACCAUCACAAGGGUGAGAGGAAAAAAUACUGAUUUGGAGGAAGAUGCAGUAUUUACCCCAAAGUCUUCCAAAAAUGCAAACAUUAAAGCAAAGAUCAGUAUCCAGCAAAAGAAUAAAGCUCAAGAGUUGCUCCAAAAAGCCAAAACUAAAUCCACUAAAAUAAAAUCUAAGCAGAAAUCCAAAGGUGGCAAAAGUGCUCACAAUGAAGAAAAAGUAUGUGGUGUACGCCGUUCGUCCAGACACAGUGCUCAGUUAGCCAACCAAGCAUUGUUGCAAGAGUCAGAGGGAAAGAAGAGCACAAAACGGUCAAAGUCAAAAGAUGGCAAGGAAGAAGAAAUUACUGUUAUCAAAGUAAAGGAUAAGUGUUCCAAGCCAAAACAAGGAGAUACGCCUAAAAAGAAAACUCCCAAGAAAGCAGUUAAGCUUGCUUCGAUCUUUCAACCAAGACGAGAUGCCAAAGAAAAGAAGCCAGAGGAGAAACCAAGAAAGAAACUCACCAAGGAGGAGGAAGCAGCGCUGCAGGCCAGAAGACAGUUUCUCUUGAGCAGUGUCCCAGAACCCCUAAAGAAGCAGUCAUCUCUUGGUGCUUCCACAGUUGCUGCCGAUUACCCUCCUUUUCCAAAAGACAACCAUGUGCAGCAGAAAAUUUAUACUGCCUCAGAGGUUCAACAUUUUUGGAACCUUUCUACUCCACAGUUGCCUGUAAAGUUUCGUCCCCCAAAUUGUGAAUUUAAUAGAGUUGAUGAGACAAAGCCUUUGACAACCGGCAUGUUUUCAGAAAUAAUUGACCUUGGUUAUAAAAAGGUAGACCAGAAUUUUGUAGGCCACAGAGAAUUGGGUGAAGAUGUUGUUAAGGUCAUACUAUCAGAGAUAGCUGCAGCAAACCAGGGAUUUCCUGUGAAAAGAGUGUAUAAGUCAUAUCUCAGCAGACGCCAUAUACCAGAACCAGAUGCAGAAACAGAUAAGGAAAAGAAACAAGCAAAUGGUGGAGCAAAGAGCAAAAAAAGAAAGCAACCUGAUACUGAGGACGCUGUGGAAGUUGAGUCAAACAAUAGGAAGAAGAGGAAAAAAGACACCACAGGCUCUUCUCCCUCUCUACACAAGGAGGGCAGGAGUUCCAGAAGAAGAUCUAGCAGGUUACAGACCUCCACAAGUGAUCCUGAAGAAACUGAGGCCCUUAGAUACGAAAGGGACUCAUCCAAAGAAAAUGACUGUAUUGUUUUAGGUGACAGUCCAGAGAAACCUAAAGUUCCUGCAAAAAUGGACAAUGAAGUGGUAAAUGAAAAGGAGUUGAUGUGGACUGAGAAGUACUUGCCAGCGAAUGCGGCAGAUGUCAUAGGUAACACCAGUGUUGUGGCUCGCCUCAAGACCUGGCUAAUGGACUGGAAACACAGAAUGGACAGGGAUGCCAGGAAACUGCAGAAGUUGAUGCAGAAAGAAGCCAAACUAAAGAAGAAGGCAGAUUUAAAGAACAAAGAAAUCAAAGAAGGCUCCCAAGAUUGGUGGACAGACGAUGAAAGUGAUUUCGCUGUGAGUGACACUGCAGAAAGUGAUUAUGAAGAAGAAAACUAUUGUAACACUAUGCUGAUUCAGGGGCCACAAGGAGUGGGCAAAACUGCCACAGUACAUGCUUUAGCCAGGGAACUAGGAUAUAAGGUGUUUGAAGUGAAUGCCUCUGCUAGACGCAGUGGUAAGCACAUUAUUUCUCAGCUGCAGGAGGCCACGCAGUCACAUCAGGUGUGCAAGAAAAAUCUGGAGAAAAAUAACGACCCUUUCACCAUGGCAACUGGAGAUAGUGCCUCUACAACCAAAAUAACAUCCAAACCAGAGAAGAAACUUCCUACCACAUUUGCCAACUUCUUUAGCAAGGCUUCUGGUGCACAAAAUAAAGAAAAACACCUUGAUGCCAGUGGCAGCGGGCAAGGCAAAAAUGAGAAAAAAGCGAAUUCAGUUUUACUGGGAAGAAAGGACGGAGCUAAGGAGAAAACCAGUAAGAGGACAGAAAAGCAAGAACCAAGAGUUGUUCACAAUUCUCCAAGAAAAUGCAAAAAAUCAGACCAAAAGCAAGGCAAGGAUGGGAUCCCCAUGGUGCAGUCACAAACAGGGUCAUCGCAGGAAGGUGGAACAAAAAGGGGACUUAACUUGUCAAAGGCAUCUCUUAUUUUGUUUGAAGAGGUUGAUGUGGCUUUUGAAGAAGACAAGGGUUUCUGGGCAGCGAUCCAAACCAUAAUGGAUACCACCAAGAUCCCCAUUCUCCUCACCACCUCUGAUGUCAACUUUUCGGAUAAGUUUGAAGGAAAAUAUGAACAGCUGGUAUUUAAGACACCUUCGCUGAAAAAUACUGCCAGCUACCUACAGGUUAUGUGCCUUGCUGAGAAUCUCAGGACAGAUUACAGCGACAUUUACAGUCUUGUAGAAUUAUAUCAUGGAGAUAUUCGUCAAACCAUUUUGGCUCUCCAGUUUUGGCUGACAUCUGGUGGGGGAUUAAAGCAAGAGGAAAGUAGCUUUUCCAUUAAAAAACUGGUAUCCAAGGGACAUGAUCAAAUUUGUCUUGAUAACUCAAAACUGGAAACAGAUGAUGAUUUUGAUGUGACAUUUUCUAGGAAAAGAAAAUUAAAGAAAGUGCCAAUCAUUGAAGAGGAUUCUUCAAGUAGUUUACCUUGUAUGCCAAUACAAAAAUUACCUCCAGAAGUUGUAACAGAUAAUAGCAGUACUCAGUUCCCAGAGGACACCCAAGAUACAACAGAACUGAAUAUUACAAAUGUGAACUUACCACUAAUACACCUGAACUGUUUGGAUUCUGUGAUGGGAAUUAAUGAGUUUAAUUUUUCUGGACAAAAUUUGAUCAGCUUCAUGAAGGAAGCAGGUAACAUUUACAGCAAAGAAUCAAUCCUUCACAUUUUUGAGCAUCUUGGUAUUGACAUUAUCCAAGCAAAUAUUGCCCCCCUAUUACCUUUACCAAAGACAGAAUGGUCAGCACCAUCUUAUGAUGUCCAGUUACUCAUGCCAAAUGAAGUCGAGAUGGACAAGAAGAGGAAAAGAAUGUUAGACGAUGUAUUUGACUGUGAGGGAUCAGACUUUUCGACUUUGUCCACUGAUAGCACAUCAACCUCAAAGGAGUCACAUGAAAGUAGGGGACCUGUAGGCGAAAAAAGUGACAAAGAAGCCCUUGUACAAAGUGACAGCACAGAAAGAAACCCACGGGUCGAUGUUCUAUUAAACCAAAGCAUACAAGCUUUUUCAGAUUACUAUGACAAUUGCUCAUACAUGGAUUCUUAUAUGGUCUUACACAGGGGAGCCUCAGCAGACAGACUGGACUGUCAUCCUUAUCCAGGUUUAGAAUUUCAAGGUCUUUUGGACAAGAUGCCAUCUUGCUGUGAUGAAUUCAAAGAACAAAGCAAAUGCACUUUGGAAGAUCUGGUCGUUUCAAGCAAGUUGGCAAGUUUCCAGAAUUUGUCUCGGGGACUAUCACAGGUGAUGGCUGGAGUGAAGAGUCUUAAUGCUGCUGACCAGGAGUUAGCCCUGUCCACGGUUCAGAUUCCUGCUGAGUUACCAGUUAGACCAAACACCAUCAAGUUAAAAGAGGUGACCAAUGCCCAGCUCAGUUGUACUCUUGGAAAGAAGAAAGCUACAGAGAACAUCAUGUCCAGUCUUCCAACCUAUUUACUAAGUCAGAAGACAGCUGUUGCUAAGGAUUAUGUUCCUAUGUUGAGAACAGUGUGCAAAAUGGAGCAGUUUAGAAAGUCUGCUAAAGCUAAAAGAAGGUUCUUUCAUUAUCUGGAUUCCAUUGGUCUUCAGCUGAAGCAGUCUACCAUAGAUACUUUGUGUUCAAGUUUUUAGCACAGCAAGCUGUUACGUGAACAUUUACAGAAGGAAUUUGGAGAGGGGGGAUGGAUGGUGCACUUUUCUUUCAGUAAAAAUACACAUUCUGUUGAGAUAUAUUUGAUAAUAUCUUUAACAUCUAUUGAAAAAGGUACUAGGAGAAAAAUCCAGACAAGCAGCUGAUCUUAUCUCAUUUCCCCAAAUGAAGGGGCAAAAUUUGUCAAGGACAUGCUAGUAUGAAAAAAGAAGUGGUACUGCUCGUAAGAACUUUUUAAAAUUAAUUGUAUGAAAUACUAGCUGUAUAUAUGCAUGUAGCAGGUCUGCAGUCAGCAAUUUUUUUAUUCCAAAAGGUGAACCUUUUCACCAUAUUUACAAUAUUACCAUAUUAAUGAAAAUUGGCUUGAAACAGACCUUUCCCUUUCCAAAAGGGUGUUUCAUUUACAACCACCUCUCCUGCCUACAGGCCUAUGUAAAUUGAAAUUAUCAACUAAUUUGAAAUGAUACAGAUUUUAUUUAAUAUUUAAAAAUGCAUAGAAUUUAUGCCUGUAAAAAAGAGGAUUUAAUAUGACUUAAAUGUAUAUUUUAAUAAUUGGUGUGAUAUAUGUUUUUUUUUUUAAAUUAAUGAAUUGGUGUGAUAUAUCUUUGUUUUUUUAAUUUUAAUUAAAAUGAGUGAAAUCUGCAUUUUGGCAGGGCUUGUUAGCAUGCAUUUUUGUAUUAAUAUGGAAAUAAAGGGCAUUUACUACUGGA
This is a messenger RNA of Lingula anatina, 7136 nucleotides long. RefSeq names its product ATPase family AAA domain-containing protein 5. Gene Ontology annotation, molecular function: ATP hydrolysis activity; DNA clamp unloader activity; ATP binding. Lineage: Eukaryota; Metazoa; Brachiopoda; Lingulata; Lingulida; Lingulidae. The record is from RefSeq and is a predicted model, not a curated record. Gene Ontology annotation, cellular component: nucleus.